This is a messenger RNA of Exaiptasia diaphana, 2934 nucleotides long. RefSeq names its product arf-GAP with GTPase, ANK repeat and PH domain-containing protein 1. Gene Ontology annotation, molecular function: protein binding; GTP binding; GTPase activator activity. NCBI's taxonomy places the organism in Eukaryota, Metazoa, Cnidaria, Anthozoa, Actiniaria, Aiptasiidae. Bases 105 to 2567 code for a protein of 820 amino acids. The record is from RefSeq and is a predicted model, not a curated record. The transcript is spliced from 17 exons.
AGGGAAUUUUAGUGUCGGUGUUGUUCCUCGAAAUAAAUCAUGAGUUAGCUUUCAAGACGCAACCAARGUGUGAUGAUUGUGAACUAAAACAGCUUUUGUACAACAUGCCAGCUUCAGAUUCUCUCGAGGCUUUGGCUAUCCGGCAAGAGGCCGAGAGAUUUCAGUCAUUUUAUCCCCGAAUUCAACAAUUAUUUGAACUGCUGGAGCAAGUGGAUAAUGUGCCUUUGAAGAGAAAGAUGCGAGAGUUGGUGAAUGGAUUAGAAGAAACAUUUCUCAACAGUCCAGAGUUUACAGUUUCUAAAAUCAGCAGUAGCUUGGAACUCAGAUUGGGAAUUGUUGGAAGUUCAGUCUCUGGAAAAUCGUUCUUAGUUCAAAGGUACCUUACUGGUAUCCAUCCAAAGAUGGAAUCAUUUAGUGGYCGGCACAAAAAAGAGGUGAUCCAUGAUGGUCAGUCUCAUUUGCUGUUGAUGAGGGAUGAGACWGGGCCUCCAGACUUACAGUUCACCCAAUGGGUAGAUGCUGUUAUAUUUGUGUUCAGCCUGGAUGAUGAGCUUAGUUAUAGUAUGAUUCCUGGCUACUAUGCUAAGAUGGCACAGUAUAGGAACAUUUCUGAUAUACCAGUAAUACUUGUUGCUAUGAGAGAUGGUGUGGAUGAUGAUUAUCCAGGAACCGUCAGCCUUCAACGAAUCAAGAAACUUAUCAACGACCUUAAACAUUGUGUUUAUAUGGAGGCAUCGGCUUUGACUGGGGACAACGUUGAUGCUAUAUUUAAAACAGCAAUUGAGAAGUUAAUUCAAUCAAAAGAAGCUCCUGUUUUAACUUCCUAUGACCAAGUCAUCUCUCCAUCAGUUACAGAUGGAGGACAAAACACUGUCCUCUCCUCCAGUCCUUCCAAUAGUGGUAAUAACAGUUUGGCAUCAACACCAUCCUCUACAGCUAAGAGAUCAACACGGAGGAGGACUAUGCUGUUUAGUUCUAAAGACAAAAAGGAUAAAGAAGUUGUGACAGACACUGAUGUUGGAAGCGGACGAGAUAUUCCUAUUAAACAGGGAUAUUUGUAUAAGAAAAGUGCAAAUUCUAUCAAACAGGAAUGGAAAAAGAAAUAUGUCACUCUCCUAGAUACUGGCAUGCUUGUGUAUUAUCCAAAUUUACAUGAUUACAUGGCAGAUAAUCAUGCCAAAGAAAUAAAUCUUAAACAUACAACAGUCAAAAUCCCAGGUCAAAGGCCACCAAAGGCAUUAACAUCCUCACAAACACAGCAAACAUCUGAUUCAAGACCUACAACACCUGUAGAAUUACUGGCAGAAAAUAACAACAGUAGAAUGGAAUCUUUAGCAAAAAAUGCAACAGUAAUACAAAAUGGACUUGCAUUAGAGUGUUCUCAGGUUGAUGGAAUUGAUCUAGAUGCUUCUACCAAUCUCUCUGGAGCUUCAAAUGCAGUCUCUAGUUCAAGUAAAGGAGAACAAAACCCUACAAAUGCUGUUAAGAAGAAAAACAAGCGAAGGAAGCACACAAAAUCUUGUGAAAUUGACUAUGAGGAGCUUGAAAAAGCACUUGCUUCAGCUGCAACAACUGUAGCAGCUGUCCAACCAAUCAUGAGAAAUGAGUCUCAUAAUUCUAGUCUUAAGAAAAAAGGUCACAGDAGAGCAAAGAGUGGAAGUGGGAAAUUUGAUACUGAUACAGAAAAUUUAGAUUUUGAAUUUACUAUUAUAUCAUUGGAUGGAAAGUAUUGGAAUUUUGAAGCCGGAUCUCAAGAGGAAAGAGAUUCAUGGGUUCAAGCUGUUGAGCAGCAAAUCUUGUCAUGUUUACAGUCAAAUGACAGUGGUAGGGAAAAGUCUCGUCUUAACAGCACCAACUCAUGUGAAGGAUAUGAUAUUCAAUCGAUUCGAAGGGUUCCAGGAAAUGACAUUUGUGUUGAUUGUGGUGCACAAAACCCAGAUUGGGCAUCUCUGAAUAUUGGUGGWCUUGUCUGCAUUGAAUGUUCUGGUGUACAUAGAAAUUUAGGUACACAUUUAUCAAGAAUACGCUCCUUAGAACUGGAUGACUGGCCAUCUGAGUUUACUGCUGUGAUGUGUAGUAUUGGCAAUGACCUUGUGAAUGGUAUAUGGGAAGGGUCAUGURAUGAGAAAGACAAGCCAACUUUUACAUCCACUCGAGAGGAUAAAGAGCGUUGGAUUAGAAAUAAAUAUGAAGCAAAGCAGUUUCUCUGUCCGCUUCCUCCUUCAGACUUUUCAAUUGGCGAGCAAUUAUACGAAGCUGUUUCUAGAGAAGACUUACAACUUUGUAUUUUACUGCUGGCUCACUCGACACCAACAGACGUCAAUGCUGUGAACGACGAGMGAGAAAAAUUAACGUCACUACACUGCAGUUGCUUGUUAGGAAAUAUUGUCAUUACGCAGCUUCUAAUAUGGUAUUUUGCAGAUGUUAAAUCAUUAGAUGGUAAYGGUCGAUCAGCGUUAUGGUAUGCCAAGUCUUCUGGUAGUAAAGAGUGUGCAGAUAUAUUACGCAAUAAUGGAUGUCAUGAUUUAGGGACGUUAGCGCCUCAUGCAGAAGAUGUUGUACUAUAACCGCAUACYAUCCUUUGGGUUCCCUGUGUUUACAACAUACGUAGAGGCCGGGCKUUUGACGUAUUGACAGAAAACUCACAAAGAAUUCGACUAUGGAAAAAUUCGUCUUUGGAUUUAAUAGUUUGUAUUUCUAUGGACAUUUUUACUAAUGUUUUCAGUUUUCUAACCUCGUUAUGCUCCAUGUUGAAUAAAAGUUAUUUUGGCGGGAUCCGCGAAGCGGUAAAAACUUACAUCUGUAAUCGUCGCGGAAAGGUAGAACAAGCCUUUCUGGAACAGAAAAGAAACGUAUUUAUUGAUUGUUUAUUUACGAUUUGAAAUGUAAAUAUAAAAGAUAUUAUAAAAAUUAAAAUUCUACAUCAAAUAAUGA